This is a messenger RNA of Amaranthus tricolor (Joseph's coat), 3206 nucleotides long. RefSeq names its product homeobox-leucine zipper protein HDG5-like. The record is from RefSeq and is a predicted model, not a curated record. Lineage: Eukaryota; Viridiplantae; Streptophyta; Magnoliopsida; Caryophyllales; Amaranthaceae. The coding region runs from base 288 to 2789 and encodes 833 amino acids. The transcript is spliced from 12 exons. Gene Ontology annotation, biological process: regulation of DNA-templated transcription. Gene Ontology annotation, molecular function: DNA-binding transcription factor activity, RNA polymerase II-specific; DNA binding; lipid binding.
AAAUAUAAAAAUAAUUGGACAAGAAGAAAAAGAGUUGCCCACUAAAAAUGAGCACUUUAAAGUUAAAACUACUCCUUCUAUCCUUAUUAUUUUUUUUCUCUACUCUCUAAAAAAGUGAAUGAGAGUGAGUGUUAAAGUUAGAAAAAUAGUGAAGAAAAUAAAGAAUUUCCCUUUUUUGUUUUGGAGAUUUUGCUAAGGAAGAUUCGAGAAGAAAAGAAAAUAAAGUAAUAUAUUUUUAAGAAUUAAGGUAUAGGAAUCAAAGAUCAACAAAAAAAAGGAAUUCAAGAAUGUAUGGAGAUUGUCAAGUAGCUUUACCAUCAUCAAUGGGAGGUGCAGGAGAUAAUGGAAUACCAUCAACAGCAGAUUGCUCCCCUCUUUUCACUUCAACUAUGAGAAACCCUAAUAAUAAUCAUGUUAAUGUCAAUGCUUUCUCAUUCAUGUCUUCUCUUCCUCCCACAUUCCAUCCUUUCCCUUCCAUCUUGCCUGUGAAGGAGGAAAGAGGGAAGGAGGAGAUGAUGGAGAGUAUGUCAGGAAGUGAGCUUAAUAUGGAAGGACAUGGAGGUCUUUCAGGGAACGAGCUUGACAGUAUCAGCGGUGAUCCUUUGAAUCAAAAUCAAUCGCAACCACCCGGAACUUCUAAGAAGAAACGUUACCAUCGUCACACUGCUCGUCAAAUUCAAGAAAUGGAAGCAUUGUUUAGAGAAUGUCCACAUCCUGAUGAUAAACAAAGGAUGAAGCUAAGUCAAGAAUUAGGGCUUAAACCACGUCAAGUCAAAUUUUGGUUCCAAAAUCGUCGUACCCAAAUGAAGGCACAACAUGAUAGAACAGAUAAUGUGAUACUAAGGGCAGAGAACGAUAACUUAAAGAAUGAAAAUUACCGCUUACAAGCUGUGUUGAGAAGCCUUGUUUGCCCUGGUUGUGGUGGCUCUUCCAUUCUUGGAGAACUUGAAUAUGAUGAACAACAUCUUCAUGUCGAAAAUGCUAGGCUCAAGGAAGAGUUGGAUAGAGUAUGUGCUGUAGCAUCAAGAUACACAGGGCGAUCACUCCAAUCCCUUGGACCCACACCACCACCAGUAACUCUCCUUCCACCACCGCCAUCACUAGACCUAGACAUGGGCAUCUACUCGAGACAUUUCCAAGAACCGAUGCCUCCUUGCACUCAAAUGCUACACGAGUCUAGUGAUUAUCCCGGUGGUAGUGGAAGUUGUACUAGUAGCGGCCUAGUUUUGGACGAAGAGAGGCCACUCGCUAUGGAUCUUGCCUUGUCGUCGAUGGAUGAGCUGCUCAAAUUGUGCCACGCAAACGAGCCCUUAUGGGUUCGCAAUAGAAGCAACUCAAUGGAUGUACUUAACAUUGAAGAAUAUUGUAGAUUGUUCCCUAAUUGGCCUUCUCAUCAUAAUGGUGAUCCCUUCAAAGCUCAUUACAAUGAGUUAAGGACUGAAGCAACUAGGGAUAAGGCACUUGUUAUCAUGAAUAGCAUCAAUCUUGUGGACUCCUUCCUUGAUGCUAACAAAUGGGUAGAGUUGUUUCCCUCUAUUGUAUCUCGAGCCAAGACCAUUCAAAUUCUCGUCUCUGGAGUCUCCGGUCAUGCUAGUGGCUCGCUUCAUCUCAUGUACGCGGAGUUGCAAGUACUUUCACCAUUAGUACCAACUCGAGAGAUUCACUUCCUCCGAUACUGCCAUCAUAAUGCAGAGGAAGGCAUGUGGGCAAUCGUCGAUUUCCCUAUAGAUAAUUUUCAGGGAAGCUUUCAACUUUAUCAUACCAACAUUCCUAGGUAUAGGAGACGCCCUUCGGGUUGCAUCAUUCAAGACAUGCCUAAUGGUUAUUCUAAGGUAACAUGGGUUGAACAUGCUGAAAUAUUGGGGGAAAAACCAACCCAUCAAAUAUUCGAUGUAUAUGUUCAUAGCAUGACGGCAUUUGGAGCAAAACGAUGGUUAGCUGUUCUUCAAAGGCAAUGCGAGAGGGUCGCUAGUCUCAUGUCUCGAAACGUGUCUGAUCUUGGAGUGAUACAAUCACCAGAAGCAAGAAAAAACUUCAUGAAAUUGGCACAAAGGAUGAUAAAAACUUUCAGUGUUAAUAUAAGCACAUCUGGAGGACAAUCAUGGACUGCAUUAUCUGAAAAUGCAGAGGAUGCUGUGAGGAUUACUACUAGAAAAAUCAUGGAGCCAGGCCAACCCAAUGGUUUGAUUUUGUGCGCUGUUACUACUACUUGGUUGCCUUACUCUCAUGAUCAAGUUUUCGAGCUCUUGAAGAAUGAAUAUCGAAGAUCUCAGCUUGAAGCACUUUCCAAUGGAAGUUCUUUACAUGAAGUAGCUCAUAUAGCAAAUGGAUCUCAUCCCGGCAAUUCAAUCUCUCUCUUUCGCAUUAAUGUGGCAAGCAAUUCUUCACAAAAUGUGGAGCUAAUGCUGCAGGAGAGCUGCACAGAUCCAUCAGGAAGCUUAGUCGUGUACGCCACAAUGGAAGUUGACUAUAUCCAACUAGUAAUGAGUGGUGAAGACCCUUCUUGUAUUCCUCUACUCCCAACCGGGUUCUCCAUAAUACCCCUCGAACAAACCAAAAUGUCACCGGACACCCCCAACAACCACCACACGACUACCGGGUGCCUCCUGACGGUUGGGAUCCAAGUCCAUGCAAGCGCUAACCCAAACGCAAAACUAAACCUUUCAAGUGUGAACGUUAUUAAUAGCCACAUUUGUAACGUGGUCCAUCAAAUUAAUGUCGCCCUAGGCAACACUAAUGGUACGACAAGUAAUCCGUUAGAAGUACCUAACGUUGGCUCACAAGUGUGAGCCAACAGCGUUCAUGUGGAGUAACACGAUAUAGUUGGGUGAUACGAACAGACUAAUAUAAAUAUCGGUUUCAUUAAUAUAGGAGUUAAUAAAAACGAACACUAAUUUAGUUAGGUGGGUGAAGACGUUUAAUUAAUGUACGAUUAAUUAAAGAGUAAGAAUUGGUGGUGGAAGUCAAGAGCGCACCAGAUUUGAUCCUUGGAAAUGGCAUGUUAGUUGGCUAAGGCUACUAUCUAAUACCAUUCAUUAAGGGUGUUGGUUCGGGCAUUGACUUCUGCUUUUACUCAUUUAAUUUAUUAUUGGGUCCUUUUUUCACUUUUUAUUUAAUUUUUGGACUUUUUUGUGAAUUUUUUAGAAAAAAACUGUUAUUGUUGGUGUUAUUUGAUGAAUUUAGUGAACAAUUUAUGACUUUAUUUA